AUGCAAGUUAAUCAAAGCGGUGCGGACAGGGCUGAGUUUGUCAAGAGUAUGCACCAGCAGGUUCAGAAAACCCUUGAGACUAAGGCUGAGAAGAACCGGGUCAAGCUCAACCGCGGCCGCAAGGAGGUUAUCUUUCAACCGGUUAAUUGGGUCUGGCUUCACAUGCGUCCGAAAAGGUUUCCUGCAGAAAGAAAAUCCAAGUUGGCGCCUAGAGGUGAUGGUCCAUUCCGGGUAUUAGAGAAGAUCAACGACAAUGCCUACAAGCUCGAGCUACCAGGAGAGUUCAAGGUGUCCCCAACGUUCAAUAUUUCUGAUUUGGCCCCCUAUCUUGAAGAUGAUGAAGAAGUUCUGAGGACAGAACCUUCUCAAGGGGGAGGGGAUGUUGUGGUCACCCAAGCUGAGGUUCCCCAAGUUCAUAAGGGUCCGACUACCAGGUCAGGUGCGAGGAACUUAAGAAAUGGUUUUACCAAGGCUAUCCAAGAGAUGAUUGAUCAAGGCCUCAAACAGCUACUGAUCCAAGAGAUGUCCGGGUUAAAGAUUGAAGAUCCAACCGGCUCCAAAGAGGUUCAAGACCAGACUGGUCCGAUUCAGUUCUCUUCCAUCGUCCAUAACCGAACCGGUCUGAUCAUUUCCACAUUCGACCUCGGUUCAGAAUCAAUCUCCAAUCCAACCAACCAAUUUGCUUCCGCUUCAGAGAUAUAG
This is a messenger RNA of Raphanus sativus (radish), 702 nucleotides long. RefSeq lists its product as uncharacterized. The record is from RefSeq and is a predicted model, not a curated record. The transcript has a single exon. The coding region runs from base 1 to 702 and encodes 233 amino acids. Lineage: Eukaryota; Viridiplantae; Streptophyta; Magnoliopsida; Brassicales; Brassicaceae.